GCCCCUUCCUGCGUGGGACGACAGGGGUACGUACAGGGAUGGCGACUUCCAUCCUUCCAGAGGUGUUCCUGCCCCGCCCAAGCCCAAGACGCGAAAACUAAUUGCUUCUCGUCCCGUCGCGUCUCAAUAAUUACGACUGUCUAAACCGCCACGAUCCGUCUAGGGCUGCUUGACGACAUCUAGGCUCGCUCGUGCACAGAACUCCAUGAAUCAGAUUCUCGGUCAACAUCACCUGCACUUCGGCCUUAGCUUCUGUAGUGUCGACCUACGGUAGCUUGCCUCACAUGUCGACCACAUUGGCUUAGUCACCUUUCACGCCACUCACCACCAACCUGACGAUGCCCCGAAUUAAGAUGGAGGGCGUCAAGGCCGAGCCGCCGAAUGUCAACUUGCACGAACUGCCCAGGGUCCCCGAUACGGUCCUACAGCAGGCGGCAGGAAGUUCAAAUCCUUCAGCAUCUACCGCUGUCCCAUCUUUAGCAACUGCCCAACCCAAUGCUUCUCUUCCUCAUAUCAAGCCUGAACCGGGCUCUGCGGCAGUCGUCAAGGAAGAGCAAGCCGACCCCGUUCUCAACCCCGCCAGCCCAACCAACGAAGGUCUAACUUCUGUCGAAGAACCUGAGCAAUCUACCGCCCAAGAUGAAGUCCCCGAUUUCCUGGAGCAAUGGACAACAGAAACCUCCCCUGAGAUACUUGAACAAGGCGUCAAGAUCGGCUUAGAGGUCCUCGAAAGCCUCAAGGUUCCCCUCAGCCUCACCGCUUCUCUCCCAGGCACGCAGGCUAUGACAUGGGUCAGGGCAAUUGAGGACCUCAAGGCCCGCUCUCGGCCGUCCAAAACCAUUGUUGGCGUCGUGGGCAACACAGGUGCUGGCAAGAGCUCUGUCAUCAACGCCCUGCUCGACGAGGAGCGACUUUUACCGACCAACUGCUUGCGCGCCUGUACCGCUUCGCCCACUGAGAUCUCCUAUAACGACUCCGAGAACCCCGAGGAGCUCUAUCGCUCAGAGAUUGAGUUCAUUUCCGUCGAGGACUGGAAGAAGGAGCUCAAGAUUCUAUUCACUGAUCUUCUCGACGAUAGCGGGAACAUUUCACGCGAAUGCUCUAACGAAGACAGCGAGGCAGGCAUCGCCUACGCCAAGAUAAAGUCUGUCUACCCUAAUAAAACAAAAGAGAUGAUUGCUCAGAGCGACCCUGACCGUUUGGUCAAUGAGCCUGCUGUCGCCCGUGUUCUUGGCAGCGUCAAGAAGCUGCGAGCAACCACCGCGAAGGACUUGUACGCAAGCAUGCAGCGCUAUGUGGAUAGCAAGGAGAAGAACCCGCACAAGAAGGACGUUCCCAUGGAGUUCUGGCCCCUGAUCAAAGUUGUCCGGAUAUUUACAAAGGCAAACGCCCUAUCUACUGGUGCCGUCAUUGUCGAUCUUCCUGGUGUCCAGGACUCCAACGCAGCUCGUGCUGCGGUCGCACAGAACUACAUGAAGGCAUGCACCGGUCUUUGGAUUGUUGCUCCUAUCAACAGAGCCGUCGACGACAAGACAGCCAAGUCACUCCUGGGUGAUUCGUUCAAGCGCCAACUCAAGUACGAUGGUAUCUACUCGGCUGUUACGUUCAUCUGCUCGAAAACAGAUGACAUCUCAGUGACUGAGGCUGCUGAAAGUCUUGAUAUUGAGUCUGAUAUCUCUGCUUCUUGGUCCAAGAUCGAGAAGCUACGGGGCGAACUUCGAGAACUCAAGCGAAAGCUCAAUGACGCCAGGGAAGAGAAGUCGGACCUCGUCGACGGCCUGGAGCAAAUUGACACGCUUUGGGACAAGUGGGACGACCUCGCCAGUAAAUAUGCGGAUGGAAAGACCGUCUUCGCCCCCUCAGAGAGCAAGAAACGCAAACGUGGAGCUACCACAUCCAAGAGCCGGAAACGCAAGUCAUCUUACUCCAGUAGCAGCGAGUCAGAUGAUUCGGACUACAACUCGGAUAGUGAUAAGGAAAACGACCCCGACAGCCAAAACCGGCAGCCUUUAACAGAGGAUAAGAUCCAUGAGAAGCUGGCGGAUCUGAAGAACCAGAAGAAGGAAAUCCGACAGCGACGCAAGGAGGUGGAUGCCGCGCUGUCCAACAUGCGGCAGGAAAUCAAGAGUAUUCAGGCAGAGGAAGAGCGGCUGCUUGGGGCAGCCAAGGCGGUGUGUAUCCAGGGGAGAAACAACUACUCCAAAGGCGCCAUUCAGCGUGACUUUGCCAUGGGUAUCAAGGAGCUGGAUCAAGAGGCUGCAAUCGAGGAAGACGAAGAAACAUUCAAUCCCGACGAGGAUAUCCGUGACUAUGACGAGGUCGCCCGCAACCUGCCCGUCUUCUGUGUGAGCAGCCGCGCUUACCAGAAGAUGCGGGGACGGUUGCAGAAGGAUGAUUUCAACAAUGAUGGCUUCCGGGAUGUCAACGAAACAGAGGUUCCUCAACUUCAGCAGCACGCUAAGAAGCUCACCGAAGGCGGCCGCGCUGCUGGUGGCCGUCGCUUCCUCACCGAACUCAGCCAACUCCUCAACUCAAUGAAGAUGUGGGCUGCCAACGAUGGAUCGCGGUCUCACUUAAGCCAACGAGAGUUGCAGAGUGAGGGCACCCGUGUGCGAAUGCAGCUUGCUACACUGGACAAUGACUUCGCCAAAGCUGUCGAUAACUGCAUCGUUUCCGUGAAAGACGCCCUGUCGGAGAGCAUCUACGACUACUUUGACCUAUCGAUUCCUAUGGCAGCCAGCGCGGCUGGCCCUACGGCAUCCGGCUGGGGUGCCCAUCGCAGCGAAGGUGGAAUGUUUUGGGCCACGUACAAGGCAACAUGUCGCCGGUCGGGAGUUUAUUCGGGCGCAUCUGGUCCUCGCGACUUCAACGCAGAGCUGCUCGAGCCGAUCUCUCGACAGCUAGCGAGUGGUUGGGAACGGGCUUUCCAACGUCGACUGCCAUCGGCCUUUGAGGGCUUCGCUAUGAGCUAUGAGCGCUCGCCUUCUACUAGAGGGCUUCCAUGGCAGCGUCAUUGCACGAUCCCAAGAACUGGGUGCCGAUUACAACGGCAUCAACAUGCUCAGUACGCAGCUGCGAGCUCACACCGCCCGUCUCAGAGAGAUCCCUGGGACACUUCGCACAGUCGUCCAAGAGUUGCAGCGUGAGGCUAGCCGCGGCUUCCACCCUGUUGUUCAGCGGGAAAUGCAGCCGGCUUACGACAUUUGUGUCGCCGAGUCAGGUAAGCCAGCCUGCCACCGCUUGUUUCCAGGUAUCCGUCAACUAACUACCAAUAGGCCCUGGCUCUUACGCUCGCAUGAAGAAUCAUAUGGUCAGCCACGUCGAGACCUCCAGCGCUACCAUGUUCCGCUACUCCACUGAUAGCGUCAAGGAGCAGCUUGAGGCGUUAUGCCGACGACUUCAGGACGAAUUGACUACGCAAGUUCAAGACAUCUAUAGCCUGCUCGCCCGCGACUAUCUGCAUGUCCUCAUCGGUGUCGACAAGGAUCCCAAGCCUACCGGCCUCUCCCGUGCUGAGCGACUGCUUCGCGCAGAGAUGUACCAUAAGCUGGAGCAGACAGCCAAACGCUUCGCCAGACCUAGCCAGGACGCAGGCGCAGAUUCCGCAAAUACUCCCGGCGUGGGCGAAAGUGACGACCCGUUUGCAGACUCGGCUAUAGCUGAUGUGGACGAUCUUUUGUUAGCCCAGCUCUGCGGUGGUACCGUGGAGGGUGUUGGUGCCCAAGAAGCCGUCAAGAGCGAGCCUUCUGUAUGAUUCAUUCUGGUGCCCAUUUGCGCCAUCUUUCGGAGGGAAAGCGACGGCGGAUUUCGGGACUCUUGUACAUUAUUGGGCCUCGAGGCGUGGUUUCCUCGUGUUGCUCGUGUUUUAUUAGCUACCUCUGCAAAGUAGCUCCUCUAGCGUGAGAUGGAUACGGCAAUGGGAGUUAUGUGGUCCGGUUGCAUAGAUAUCCAAAAUGAUUACCU
This is a messenger RNA of Colletotrichum scovillei, 3963 nucleotides long. RefSeq lists its product as uncharacterized. The transcript has 3 exons. Lineage: Eukaryota; Fungi; Ascomycota; Sordariomycetes; Glomerellales; Glomerellaceae. The record is from RefSeq and is a predicted model, not a curated record. The coding region runs from base 339 to 3146 and encodes 935 amino acids.